AUGCCUUCAAACGCCAUUUUCCCUCCUGUACCCAGUACUCCGAUCAAUCAAAUGGGACCCAACGCUCGCACCGCACCUGGUUCUCCCUGCACUCCGUGCCGCGACAGAACGGUCCAUCACCCCGGCACUGCGCCCCCGCUGCCCUGGCGCCCUCGUCGCGACAGCAAUCCGUUCAUCGAGCACCCCGAUCCCUACACCACGCCCCCUAGACAGACCGGACGCAACGCCCCGACGGCGCCUGGUAUGCCCGAGGAAUUCAAGAAGAAGAAAUCUAAGGACAACACGAGGAGGUAA
Molecule: messenger RNA, 294 nt
Organism: Phanerochaete carnosa HHB-10118-sp
Lineage: Eukaryota; Fungi; Basidiomycota; Agaricomycetes; Polyporales; Phanerochaetaceae
Exons: 4
Coding region: 1-294 (97 amino acids)
Source: RefSeq, a predicted model, not a curated record